Vespa velutina is the source of this 2141-nucleotide messenger RNA. RefSeq lists its product as uncharacterized. NCBI's taxonomy places the organism in Eukaryota, Metazoa, Arthropoda, Insecta, Hymenoptera, Vespidae. The transcript is spliced from 4 exons. The record is from RefSeq and is a predicted model, not a curated record. The coding region runs from base 678 to 1412 and encodes 244 amino acids.
UACUCGUCUUUAACCAUUUCUCUCUUAUCCCUCGGCAGAAGUAGUUUGCAUGCGUCGUGUUCAGUUUACGGGAGUCGUUGUUUAUAUUUAAUCGUGAAUGUUACCGGUAGUGUGCCUUCCAUUUGAAGUUUACCGAUCGAUCGAAGAUAGAAAGAAAAAGAGAGAGAGAGAAAGAGAGAGGAAAAGAAAAACAAUAUAUUAUUUGUAUGAAGACAAAUAAUAAGAGAAAUAUUAGAUCGGAAUUUAUCAUUAUUAUUAAUUUUUUUUUUUUUUUUUAAUAGAAUAUGGCAAUAAUAUUUCGAAAAUUUCUAAUAAUAUUCAAUCUUUAUAAGAAGUACAAAUAGACUAACCGGAGAGAAGAUCAUAGUAAGAACGUAUGAAACUUGAAGUCAGUGUUUACCGAUUUAUACGUCGUUAAAGAUCGUUCGAAAUAUCAUCGACGUUUAAAAAAAGAUAUUUAGUUGAUAGAUCAUCUUAUUGAUUCUGAAGUACCAGUGCUUGUGCACACGUGCAUUUAGUGUGAAAAAGAUCUUGACAAGAAUCGAAGGAGGACUUAAGAGUUCAGAUCAGAUUCCAAGAAGGAAGAACUGAGAAGAAGAGAAGAACACAAAAAAGAAAGAAAGAAAAACUUAGAAAAAUAAAUUCCCUCGAUCUUUGCCCGUAUACGUAAAACAAGAAUGUCGAACGUUUCGGGAAUCUCCAAGGAGGAGACGAUCAUAAAAGGGAAGCCAACCCUCGUACGACGAGUUUCCAACAUGUUCAAAGAUGGAAAUUACAGUAGGCCACCGUUACUCUUUAGACACGCUUCGAUGCAGAAACUCCGCCAUUGCUGCCAGAAUCUGAAUCUAUUUCCAUAUCUACUUUACUCUUACGAUAACUCAAAGUCCCAUCCGGUUGCUAAGAAGGUGAACGUUUGCAUCAGCGAAUUGUUACGAAGCAUUGCCGAAAGAUUUUUCUAUAUUUACAAGUAUCUACGGUGUACAUCAUUGUACGGUAAUGGUAACAAAAACAAUAACAACAACAACAAUAACGUCAUCUAUCCAAAGAAAAGUUCGAUCGAAUCGAAGAAAGGAAAAGGCGACGAAGCUGACCUUGUCAUCGACGAUGAAGAACGAAAGCCAAUAGCUAAAUUCCAAAGACAGGAACGUCAACGACAAAAGCAAAUUCCGUUCUUCCUAAUUCUUGCAGUUUAUCUUGUACCAUUGAUAUUAGCCUUCGAAAUGAUAAUAGUUUGUUCUUUAUUGAUAUUUGACAAGUACACGCCGGGUUUCGUCUUCCUAAUAAGCGCCGUUAUAUUUUUAGCAUACAUCGCGUUUAGAAUUUUCUUUUACGAAAGUAAAACUAAGAAAUCUUCGAGCAAUGGAGCUAAUAAUAGAUAUGCUAGGGUCACAAAGAAAACGAAAGUUCAGUGAUCCAUCUUUGAUGAUAAGAGGAUCCACAUCUCAAUAUCAUCAUCAUCAUCGUCAUCAUCAUCAUCAUCAUUGCCGUCAUUAUCAUUAUCGUCGUCGUUACCAUCAUCAUCAUUUUUAUCAUUAUCAUAUACGGCUAAAAUCUUCGUCAGACAGAAAAACAGUUGAAAUACAUCAACGAUGAGACUCUCGAAGGUCUUAGCCAUUCUCGUUUAAAACGAAGCUCCAACGGUCGAUUGCGGUACAGAGAAAGAAAGAGAAACACGCAUAAAAUAGAGAUAGAUAAGUAGAUAGAUAAAUAGAUAUAAAUAGAUAAAUAAAAUAAGCCGUUGCUCUCGACGGGAGAAAUCAGUGAGCUUACACUAAUGUCGAAAUGUUCCUCACUAACUUUCAUUCACGCGUGUACUUUCGCAUUUUGUCCGUUCUUCUUCUUCUUUUUCAUUUUUUUUUUUUUUAUUUGUAUUUUUCUUUUCUACACAAUAUAUAUAAAUAUAUGUGUACACAAAAUUUUAGUAAUCUUUUUUUUCCUUCUUUUUUUUUUUCUUUUUUUUUUUUUUGUUUUUUUUUCCAUAUAAUUAUAUAGUCUCUUUUUAAAAUCAUACGGCACGUAGAAAAUACGCGAACGGCAUCCAUUUUUUUCUUUUUUCUUCUUCCUCUUCUUAUAUUUUAAAUGAGAUGGCUCUGUUACACAUACUACCGUUGUGCAUCGUUAGAGGAUAGGUCGUUGUUAUA